Messenger RNA from Nerophis lumbriciformis (worm pipefish), 1308 nucleotides. Lineage: Eukaryota; Metazoa; Chordata; Actinopteri; Syngnathiformes; Syngnathidae. The record is from RefSeq and is a predicted model, not a curated record.
UGAGAAAGCUGACAGAAGCCGCUCGAAGUGGUCGAUAAAGCCGUUUUGUUGUAUUUAGUCUUCCUUCUGUACACAUUGUUGGGCCUCCGCGCGUUUUAGAAACAAUAAGAAGAUGUUUGAGUGAAUAUAAGUGCCGCUGAUUACCUCCUUUUAUUCUCGUCUCAGUGCACUUUAAGGCUUCCCGCGUUAGCUUAGCUUGCUAGCUGCUGACAAAGAGACGCAGAAGUGAGCAACGCGCCGCUAAACACUAAACAGCGAUCAGAUCAGCAAGAGUGGACCUCCAGGAUGGAGCAGGAGGUACCAAGGACCCCCCACAUUAAAGAGGAAGAGGAGGAGCCACACAUUAAAGAGGAAGAAGAGGAACACAGCAUCAGUCAGGGGAGAGAGCACCUUGAGGGAUUGGAGGAGUUCCCAGUGACUGGUGUCCCUGUGAAGAGUGAAGGAGAUGAGGUCAAAGGUGAAAGUGAGGAGCAGAGAGGGGCGGAGCCUCCAAGCAGCAGCUCAAGUCAACACAUGACAACAGAAGGUGACGGUGGAGACUUAGCUCCGCUGUCAGAUAGUGACGAGACGACGUCUCACUCUUCUCACACGGAUGAUGAAGACUCUAAAGCGGAUCGGACUAGCUUGAAAUGUUCUCACUGUGACAAGACUUUUGUCAACAAGUCAACUUUGAACACACACGUGACGAUUCACGCGGGCGAGAAACCGUUCAGAUGCACAUUUUGCAGUAAAAGAUUCUCUAUCAAAGGACGUAUGAUAGCGCACACGAGAACCCACACCGGAGAAAAACUCUACGGCUGCUCGAUGUGCGACAAGAGGUUUUCUCACCGCUCAGCCUUUGUGCGACACAAGCGAGCCCACGCCAGCGAGAAACCCUUCACCUGCAACGUUUGCGGGAAAUGCUUCGCUUUCGUCGGAGGCCUGGAAACCCACCUGCGAACUCACACCGGUGAAAAACCCUAUUCUUGCUCCGUCUGCAACAGAGGUUUCUGCGACCAUUCGUCGUUUGUCCGACACGCGAGGACGCACACGGGGGAGAAACCAUAUUCUUGUGCAGUCUGCGCUCGGCGUUUCACUCAGACGUCGGCGCUGGUCAAGCACACGCGAAUACACACCGGGGAGAAACCUUUCAUCUGCUUAGUGUGUGGCCUGAGAUUAACCCAGAAGUCGCACCUGACAAAACACAUGAGGACGCACACCGGCGAGAAAGCCUUCAGUUGCCGCGUGUGUGAUGAAAGGUUCUCUUACAAGUACCAGGUGGACAGUCACGGGUGUGCUGGUGAGAAGACACAACGUAACACUCGUUAG